AUGGACACGUACGAGAAAACGAAGCACCUGCACGCCUCCCAGAUCCCCCAGCUGCGCGGCCAGGACUCGUCCUCGUCCUCCCACCCGGGCUCGGACGAAGUGACGGUGACGCACCACGAGCACGAACCGGACUACGAGCUCGACGACAUUGACGCACACCCACCCAAACCCAUGGCGGGCCCACGUCCGCUGUCGUCGACCGCAGCGCCGCAACAACAGCCCAGCAUGGACCCGGACCCGCGGUCAGCGUACCCCUACCACGCCGAGCAUGGCCCGCCCAUCGACAACAUGUUGAAGUUCGACGAGGCCGAGGAAGACUUCCAGCACCAGAAAAGCCUGUGGUGGGCGCGGGUGCGCCACCACCUGCGCGAUCCGUUCGCCGAGUUUCUGGGCACCUUCAUCAUGAUCUUGUUCGGCGACGGCAGUGUCGCCCAGGUCCAGUUGUCCGACACCAAGAACCUUCCCACAAGCAGUCAGAACAAGGGCGAUUAUCAGUCUAUUUCUUGGGGAUGGGGCAUCGGUGUCAUGUUCGGCGUCUACGUCGCCGGUUGCGCUGGUGGCCACCUGAACCCGGCCAUCACUUUCGUCAACUGCCUGUAUCGCAAGUUCCCCUGGUACAAGCUCCCCAUAUACGCCUUCGCCCAGGUUCUCGGCUGCUUCUGCGGCGCCGCCGUCAUCUACGGCAACUACAAGUCGGCCAUCGACGUGUACGAGGGCGGCCCCGGCAUCCGCACGGUGCCGGGAUACUCGGACACUGCGACCGCCGGCGUCUUCUGUACCUAUCCGCAACCCUUCCUGACCAAGACCGGCCAAGUAUUUUCCGAAAUCAUCGCCAGCGCCGUCUUGGUCUUGAUCAUCUUCGCUCUCAAGGACGACGCCAACCUGGGAGCCGGCAACCUGGUGCCGAUUUGCUUGUUCUUUUUGAUCUUUGGAAUUGGCGCCACUCUGGGCUGGGAAACGGGUUAUGCCAUCAAUCUGGCUCGAGACUUUGGUCCGAGGCUGUUCACCUACUUCGUCGGUUAUGGCCAUGAAGUCUGGAGUGCGGGCGGCUAUUAUUUCUGGGUGCCCAUGGUGUGCCCUUUCAUUGGCGCCACGUUCGGGGGCUUCUUGUACGACGCUAUGAUUUAUACCGGCGAAUCGCCCAUCAACACCCCAUGGAUGGGUCUGAGACGAGUCGUCCACCCAUCCAAAAAGGGCAUCAAAGAAGCCAUCACUGGUCGUGCGGACAGGCAGGUCUGA
Messenger RNA from Capronia epimyces CBS 606.96, 1239 nucleotides. RefSeq names its product aquaglyceroporin like protein, other eukaryote. The transcript is spliced from 3 exons. Gene Ontology annotation, cellular component: plasma membrane. Bases 1 to 1239 code for a protein of 412 amino acids. Lineage: Eukaryota; Fungi; Ascomycota; Eurotiomycetes; Chaetothyriales; Herpotrichiellaceae. Gene Ontology annotation, molecular function: water channel activity; glycerol channel activity. The record is from RefSeq and is a predicted model, not a curated record. Gene Ontology annotation, biological process: glycerol transmembrane transport; water transport.